Messenger RNA from Anolis sagrei ordinatus, 2019 nucleotides. RefSeq names its product cystine/glutamate transporter-like. The record is from RefSeq and is a predicted model, not a curated record. Gene Ontology annotation, cellular component: membrane. Gene Ontology annotation, molecular function: L-amino acid transmembrane transporter activity. Gene Ontology annotation, biological process: amino acid transmembrane transport. Lineage: Eukaryota; Metazoa; Chordata; Lepidosauria; Squamata; Anolidae.
UCCCUACUGAGCAAAGAGCAAGAGAGGAAAAGGAGGGGGUAAAGGGAGAGAGUAGAACAGAACUUCACGCAGAGGCCAGGAAAGGAACUCAGUUUUGAGUUAGAUACAAAGACCUCCUGGGUGGUUUAGCGGGAACAGAGAAUACAUCAAAAUGGGGACUUGCAGGAAAAAGAGACGUUCAACAGAUGAGAAAGAGGCUGUUUUCCUGAGAAAGAAAAUCACCCUCAUUCGGGCUAUUGCAUUGGCUGUAGGUACCAUGGUGGGUAGUGGUAUCUUCAUUUCUCCCAAAGGGGUGUUGAAAAACUCAGGCAAUGUAGGGAUCUCAUUACUCGUGUGGCUGGCUUGUGGGAUCCUGUCUCUGUUUGGUGCUCUGUGUUAUGCAGACCUGGGCACAAGCAUCACAAAGUCUGGGGGACAUUACAUCUACCUUCUGGAGACGCUUGGGCCCUUGCCAGCCUUCCUAAGAUUAUGGGCUGAAUUCGUUAUGAUCCGGCCUGCAAAUAUGGCUGUGGUGUCCCUGGCGUUUGGUCGCUAUCUAAUCGAGCCUUUCUUUGCUCCAUGUAACGUUCCUCCCUUGGCUGUGAAAUUGAUCACUGCAACUGGAAUCACUCUAGUAAUAGCUCUGAACUGCUGGAGUGUUAGCUGGUCAGCAAACAUACAGACAGUGUUGACUGCCCUCAAGAUGAUCACUAUUGGCUUGGUUAUUGUUCCUGGGAUGGUGGCUCUUGGAAAUGGUCACUAUGAAAAUUUCCAUGAUAGCUUUGACACAACUUCAUUGGUAAUUGAAAAGCUGCCUCUCGCUUUUUAUUCUGGGAUGUUUGCCUAUGGUGGAUGGUUUUAUCUAAAUUUUGUAACUGAAGAAAUUGUGAAUCCUAAACGAAACAUCCCAUUGGCUGUCGUGAUAUCCUUGACUGUUGUCACAGUUGGUUACCUCCUUACUAAUGUAUCUUACUAUGCAAUCCUGACACCACAAGAAAUCCUCAACUCCGAUGCAGUAGCUGUCAGCUUUGCUGAUAGAGGUUUCAAGAGCAUUUCCUCCGUGAUCCCAAUUCUUGUAGCUCUGUCAUGUUUUGGAGCUUUGAAUGGAGGAAUUUUUGCUGCUUCAAGGAUGCUGUUUGCAGCUGCAAGAGAAGGACAGUGGCCAGCUCUGUUUUCAAUGAUACACCUUCAAAGGCACACUCCUCUCCCGGCCCUGAUAUUAAUGUUGCCAUUGAUUUAUGUAAUGGUGUCCAUUGGUGACCUCUAUGGGUUGCUGAACUUCUACAGCUUCGCACGCUGGCUCUUUAUAGGACUUGCUACAUUAGGCCUCAUGAUACAUCGGUACCGGCAUCCAGAAAUACCAAGACCAUUUAAGGUACCCCUGGUUAUCCCACUGGUAUUUACCAUAGCCUGUUUCUUUAUUGUGGGGAUGUCAUUAUAUUCAGAUCCUGUGAACACCAGUAUAGGCUGUGCUAUAACUCUGACUGGCUUGCCAGUUUAUUAUCUGGUGGUUCAGAAAACGAGAAUACCAAGAUGCUGCACAUCCAUAUUCAAUGCCAUGACAGUGAAACUGCAGAUCCUAAUGAAAGUGACUCACCAGGAAGUCCAGACUUACUGAAGGAGUUGUGACACUGAGCAAGGACAACAGCAUUGUAAAAGGACUUUCAAGGUGCCUUCACGCCGGUUUCCAAGGGCGCUCCUCAUAAUCGAACAGUAAGGAAUACAUCUCCAAGCCCCUUGUGAUGAAGGAGAGAGAAAUGUGGUGUACCAUUCUUUUCUAACAAAACAUUUUAUCUUUAUUUUUGAAAAGGAGCAAAUACUCAGCUUCAACAAAGACAUUCUAGUUUUGCUUAUUUUGGUAGUUUUUUUCAGAUACUAAAGCAGAUUAAUUGGCCAAACUAAUGUGUAUACUGAAUGUUGUAUGAUAAUAAAACCUGCUGGCCAGGUAGGAAUGUUGUUUGCCUUAUGACUGAAUAGGAAGUGGAAAACUAAACAUUACCUAUAUAUGCUACAAAUAAAGAAAAGUGCAUGUUGCUUAAA